Molecule: messenger RNA, 2764 nt
Organism: Phyllostomus discolor (pale spear-nosed bat)
Lineage: Eukaryota; Metazoa; Chordata; Mammalia; Chiroptera; Phyllostomidae
Gene: ZNF660
Product: zinc finger protein 660
Exons: 5
Coding region: 623-1630 (335 amino acids)
Biological process (GO): regulation of transcription by RNA polymerase II
Molecular function (GO): DNA-binding transcription factor activity, RNA polymerase II-specific; RNA polymerase II cis-regulatory region sequence-specific DNA binding
Source: RefSeq, a predicted model, not a curated record
CUUUCGUCCUCCCAGCCAAUGGUAGGGCAAAACUUGGGCAGGGGGUGGGACCAGAAUGCCUGAGUACCAAACUGGCUAGCAAAGGGGCGAAAGGACUCCCACCUCCCGGGUACAGAGAUGCAGAAACCUCCCGAUGCCUAGAAGGGCCAGAGGGUUGGGGUGCGAGUUAGUAGGGUGUCGGUGACGUAAUUCCUUCUGCGCUUCGUUCCAAGAUGUGGGUCAGGCGCUUUCGGUGAGGGACACUUGACUCAGCAAAGACCCUCUCUUGUCUCCCUCCUGCAAACUUUUGUCGGAGAGCUGAAGUGCAGAGAACAUCUCGGGUGGAGUGCACUUUGCAGGUAGAGGAGAACGUGGAGACUUUCGGGUAUCGGCAGAAGAGUGAAUCAGUAACCGAGAACCAUGUGACCACUGCUCAGAGGGACCUGAACAGGAGGUGAUGCUGGCAAAUUAAAGGAAUACAACCUCCACAGGUGGUGAAACGGGCACUGAGGAGGUGCUGAUUCCAAAGUAUCAUUUCUGAAACGUCCGAUCUCAUACUUUCAAGAGAACUCCACUGAGGUGUUGCGAAGGGAGUCAAAACCUAGAAAGGGAAAGAAGACUCAGAAGGCCACUGGGAUGUCCCAUGCAAGAGAAAAUGAGGAGAAAGACAAGAAGCUUCAAACAUAAGACAGUUAAAGACAACAAGACACUCCCAGGCGCAAGUGACCAAGCAUCUGGGAAAGAUGGCAGUCAGUGCUCUGGCCCUGCAACAAGCGAGAGGGUUCAGGCUGGGAAGAGACGGUACGUCUGUGCCGAGUGCGGGAGGGCCUUCAGUCAGAGCGCAAACCUCACGGUGCACGAGCGGACCCACACAGGAGAGAAGCCCUACAAGUGCAAGGAGUGUGGAAAGGCCUUCAGCCACAGCUCCAACCUUGUGGUUCAUCGGCGAACCCACUCCGGCCUGAAGCCCUACACUUGCAGCGAGUGUGGGAAGUCCUUCAGCGGUAAGUCGCACCUCAUUCGGCACCAGGGGAUCCACAGCGGGGAGAAAACUUACGAAUGUAAGGAGUGUGGGAAAGCUUUUAGUCGGAGUUCAGGUCUCAUUUCACAUCACAGAGUUCACACUGGGGAGAAGCCAUACACCUGUAUCCAGUGUGGGAAAGCCUUUAGCCGUAGCUCCAACCUCACUCAACAUCAGAGAAUGCACAAAGGAAAAAAAGUUUACAAGUGUAAGGAAUGUGGGAAAAUGUGUGUGUCUAAUACAAAGAUUAUGGACCAUCAGAGAAUUCACACAGGGGAGAAGCCUUAUGAGUGUGAUGAGUGUGGAAAAGCUUUCAUCCUGAGGAAGACCCUUAACGAACAUCAGAGACUUCAUCGUAGAGAGAAGCCUUACAAAUGUCACGAGUGUGGGAAAGCUUUUACUUCUAAUCGAAACCUUAUUGAUCAUCAGAGAGUUCACACUGGAGAGAAGCCCUAUAGCUGUAACGAGUGCGGAAAGACCUUCAGGCAGACUUCCCAGGUCAUCCUACAUCUGAGAACCCACACCAAGGAGAAGCCCUACAAAUGCAGUGAGUGUGGGAAAGCGUAUCGUUACAGCUCACAGCUAAUUCAGCACCAGAGGAAACACUCUGAGGAGAAAGAAACCUCAUAAAUAGCAUGUACUGUUGGUAGGAGGACUAAUUGCUACUUUUCAGAAAAGCAGGUUUUCAGUGUCAUCAGCCUUAAUUGUAUUUCUAAGAACCCACACAGGGAAAAUAAUCAGAAACAGACUGAUUAAUACUUGAGAGAUUCAUGCCAGCAAGGGUAUAAUUAAAGGAAGAAAACUAGGUUUUCAGUAGCACAGGCUUUAAAUUAAUGGUUUGCAGUCACUGUAAAGAUUCUUAAAGAAUAUUCAAUGCCAUGGGGGAAAUGAUUUAGAUAAAAUGGGAGAUAAAAGAAAGAAAAAACAAUGAAAUAUGAUCCAAACGGAAACAAAGCAUUUCUGUGUUGGACAAAAACGGGAAAGAAGUGAUAUCACACCACAGUGUUAACAGUGACCAUCUCCGGGUGAUAGGGUUGUAAGUGUUCCUAUUUUCUUCUUUAUACUUUUCUAUGUGUGUUAGAUUUUUCUACAAUGAGAAUGCACUUUUGUAUACUUAAGGGGAAAUCCAGUAUUUUUUAAAUGCAGUGAGUACAUGCUCAUUUUGACUACACGGUGUCGGGGACGGCGCACAGAACACAGACUCCGGUGUCCUAGGAAGGCACCCUCACGCUGGCUUUUUCAGUGGCAGUGCCGCCGAGAGCAAGCCACCUCCUUUGAGAGCCCGUUUCCUGUUCAGUAAAAGCAGAAACAGCAGCCCUUGGUCUCUUUUCAGCUGUAAGAAAAGCUGACUUGAUGGUGGCCAACAAAACGUGUGUCCACUUCCUUAACCACUGUUAGGUUAAAAGCACGCGGCGAACGUUUAAAUGCCCUCCUCUCCCACAGCUGUCGGGGGAUCUGCAGAUAAUAGCCACCUGCCCGGGCGCCAUCUGCUCCACAGAUGUCUGCCAAAGCGGCAAAAACGUGUGCUUCUGGAAUUGAAAUGACUACAGGUUCCUAGCCUUUCAAAAGAUCCAGUUAGCAGAACCUGGCAUAGAGGAAGACCGCCUUCACGUGUUAUGUGGAGUUUCGUAGCUGAAAGUGUGGCCUUUGGGGUCAAAGACACACGUGUUCUCUGUACACUUAACGUGUUCUCAUCCCAAACUGACACACCAGCUUGUCAGUUCUGGACAAGCCACUAACUGCUCUUAGCCUCAGAUGUGUCUG